UCGCGCAUUUGUCAAACAGACAGCUUGACCUAUUUCCCGUACGAAAUUAUUUUGUUGAGAUCAUGGUAACAUAAAAUAUGUACAUCUUAACAUUACAUUGCAAAUGAUAAAUCAAUUAGAGUGAAAAGACACAAUAUUCGUCAAGCAUGACUUAUCAAAUGCAGAACAUUUUGAGGUUAUGUCGUAGGCGUUGUGUAUUAUUGGCAAACAAACGUAUUUGUCACGCGAGAACGAUCAACGGCGACCAAAUAAAAGAAAGUGGUAAAAAAACAACACAGGACAAUGGAAAUUUCAGUACGCUCUUACAAGAACAUAAGGAUAAAAUAACGUUCAGCUCAUACUUGGACCAUGAGAAACUAGAGUUAGGUUAUUUUAAGUACUUUAUCAAAACCAUCAAGGAUGCUAAGCAUGUACAGGCCAAAGAAUACCAAGAUAAGAGUCUGCCUCCUCUGCCGAUCGCUCUGAGGUACUGUGUAGAUAAAGAUAGGCUGUUAACUGAUGAUAACAAGGACGGCAAAGUAAGUCAACCUGAAUCGACUUUUCAGUUGCCCUACGGUAACACGGCGCGUGUUGAUAUCAACGAAGAUGAAUUAAAGUCAACCCAGACUAUUCAGAAUAAAGAAACUAUAGAUGCAAAAUCUGAAUUUGAUCACUCACACAUUGAUCAAUGGAUGGUUAACUAUGAACAUUUUGAUGAUAGUAAGAUGACAGAAUCAGAGGAGCAAGAAUAUUAUUAUAACUUAACGGAUGAGUGGUCAAACAAAUAUGGCACUCCUGACCCAAGUGCAGGUGUGAGCAAUGUGCCGUGUGGUGGGUGUGGAGCACUACUGCACUGCAGCGACCCCGCCAUCCCCGGGUACCUGCCCAGUGAGAUCUUCAAGCACCGCACUAACAUUGAGCUGAAGACUAUGGAGUGCCAGCGCUGCCACUUUCUCAAGGAGUACAAUGUUGCCCUGGAUGUGAGUGUGCAACCAGAGGAAUAUGAAAAGCUGCUGCAGUCUAUCAGAUAUGUGAAAUCAUUGGUGGUUCUAAUGGUAGACCUGCUAGACUACCCAUGCUCCAUAUGGCCCGGCAUAGUUGACAUCAUCGGCACUGACAGGCCUCUCAUCAUUGUUGGGAAUAAGGUUGACCUACUUCCCGGUGACAGUUAUGGAUACUUAAAGAGAGUCAAGGAAUCUCUAAUGAUAGAACUUAGCAAGACAAAAUUAUCAGAUGCCAACAUCAGAUAUGUGGGGCUUAUAUCAGCCAAAACUGGCUACGGAGUAGAGGAUCUCAUCUCUGCCAUGUUUAAGUAUUGGAUGGCAAAAGGCGACGUGUUCCUAGUGGGCUGUACUAACGUCGGCAAGAGUUCCUUAUUCAAUGCUUUACUUCAAUCAGAUUACUGCAAAGUUCACGCAGUGGACAUUGUCAAAAGAGCUACAGUCAGCCGGUGGCCUGGCACCACCCUAAACCUUUUGAAAUUCCCAAUCAACAGGCCCUCUGGCUGGAAGAUACAACAGAGAACACGAAGACUCAAAUCUGAAGCUAGAAUAUUAAAAGUCGAGCAAGAGAUUCGCAAUGCCCAACUACGAGGCAGACCACACCCAGAGGCACCAGCUCUCAUCGGUCACAUUGGAAGAACAUUUUCAGAUGCCCAAGGCCAUUGUGAUGCUUUUGGUGGAAAAAAGGAAAAACAAAAUUUAAUGGUGUUAGAUGAAAAACAUGAAUUAUUUGCUCAAAGUAAUUGGCUUUAUGAUACUCCCGGCGUCAUACACCCAGAUCAAAUAUUGUCCUUGCUAAGCACUGAAGAGUUACUGGCUACCAUACCUAAACAAGUAAUAAGGCCACAAACAUACUUCUUACAUAAAGGGUAUACAUUAUUCAUUGGAGGUUUGGCCAGGAUAGACCACAUAGACUGCUCUUAUCCAUGUCGAUUUACAAUAUUCUGCUCGGAGAAUUUACCAAUUACUGUGACGAAGACCGAGGAUGCAGAUGAGGUGUAUGAUAAGUUUCUGGGCACUGAGUUGUUUGCGGUGCCUAUGGGGGGGCCAGAGCGGCUCAAGAAUUGGCCUGGAUUGAAGAAAAAGGAAGAUAUAAUGGAAUUUCCAGGAGAAGGACCAAAGUGGUGUUGUGGUGAUAUAGUGCUGUCGUCGGUGGCGUGGGUGUCGGUGACGGCCAAGAAGGGGUCGCUGUGUCGCGUGGCGGCGUGGACGCCGGGCGCGCGCGGCCUGCACCGGCGGUACCCCUCCGUACUGCCGUAUGCUGUCACCUUGAAGGGGAAAAGACUACGCGAUACUCCUGCCUACAUGAUUGGCAAAGUAUUCUCUGACGAUAGAUAAAUCCGAGUUAUAUUGUGCAUUUGCAUUGUGAUAGUAAUGUAUGUUGAUUACAAAGAAUGUAUGAAGUGUAUUAAAACAAUUUAAACACAGCGACA
Messenger RNA from Pectinophora gossypiella (pink bollworm), 2413 nucleotides. RefSeq names its product nitric oxide-associated protein 1. The record is from RefSeq and is a predicted model, not a curated record. The coding region runs from base 147 to 2318 and encodes 723 amino acids. Gene Ontology annotation, molecular function: GTP binding. NCBI's taxonomy places the organism in Eukaryota, Metazoa, Arthropoda, Insecta, Lepidoptera, Gelechiidae. The transcript is spliced from 3 exons.